GGUGCAACUAGCCUCGGUCUCGCUCGCACGUAUUGUUUAUAGCGAACAAGACAGGUCAGUCUCCCGGCGUUGACGGUGCGGCGGUGACGUGAUUUUCGUUAAAAAUAAAUUUACAAGAGUUUUAAUUGGGAAAGUGUCUUUUAAUUUGUGACGGUUGUCAGUGUCAGUGUCAAGAAGUGCAGCGGCUAAAAGUGUCAGUCGUUAUUCGGAUUUCUUUUAUUUGUCAUAAAAGAUUUGUCCCGUGUCGUGUUGGUGGAAAGGAUAGCACUAAAAAUAAUUGAAAAUCUUUUGCGGGAAGUGUUAAAGGAAAAACUUCUAAAAAUAACAUUCGGUUGUCCCGAAAUGAGAGUUCCGCACACGUAGUAGGGGCGCGCAUCGCUCGCUGUGUGAUUUGAAAGAAACUUGUACUUGGACUUGCCUCUGAAAGUGUUAAGUGAGUUAGCAGUGAAAAUAAAUGUGUAACCGUGAAAAUGAUGUGGUUUAAACGCGAACCGAAAUCGGCUGUCGAGAAGCCGAUCGAGAAUGGUGGAAAUGGGAAACUGAGGAAGAAGAAAACCGUCCUCCUGCAACCGACUCGCGAGUCCAGCGAGAGGGAGACGUCGACGGAGAGCGAGAAAGAGAAGCGACGGUAUUCUGACAUACUCGAUAUAAGGGUCUCUCAAGAGCGUCGCGAUGAAAGCGACGAAUCACUUUACGAAUCAGCCGACGGUCACAGCGAUGCGAUAUCGGCCAGCGAUGACGCCAUCCCGAGGCUCAAGACCCCAGCGAUUAGCAAGGAAUCUCUCAAGCUCGCCAUUACGGACGAAGAAAUCGAAGUGAGGAAGAAAGGACACAGGAAAACCAUGUCCCUAUCUAAUCCUUUGGAAAUCGUCAAGAAUCUAGGAGAUGAACUUUUAAGAGAUUUCGACAAGAACAGCGAUAAGAAGAAAUCUAGAGAAAGCCUCUGGAGCGAAGAAGAUAGAGAGUCAAUACACGGAUCCACUAUGAAGCUGGAUCAGAUAAAAAAAGACAGCAAAAAAGACAGAAAAACCAGUAAUACAGAUCCGCCUAAACCCAGAAAGACAAGCAAAGGUUCUUCUGUGAGUGCUCUUAAUUUCUUGAGAAGAAGAAAAACUCCAACUUCUACUAAACCCAUAGAAUCAGUGGCAGAAGAUGGUGGGAAAGUGCUUUCUAUUGAAGAGAUAUUGAGUUAUACCAAAUUAUUCCUCGAAGGAGAGAAAAGGCAUUCUUCUACCUGCCUCGCAAGGCCUCCAGUAGAGAGUGACAGUGACGAUGAAGGACCCACACCGAAACAGAUAGCAGAACACAGAAGACGGUUGAGUAGGCAGACCUCGAGGAGUAAAAGCAAAGUUCGUGGGAAGAGUCAGUCUUUAAAGGUUAAUACGCUGAGGAAAUCUCACAGCGGAACUUUGAAGAAAGGAAAAAAGAAGAGCGUGAAGACGCCUGUCAGUAGGAGUAGACAGUCUAGUGUCGUGGAACAUAACAUGCCCAUUGUGAAAAAGAAGACUUCUGAUUCGAUGAGACAUAGUUCAUGGUUGUUCAGUGGAUACAGAGGUAAGAGAAACUGGAAUAUUUUUUAUGUAAUUUAAUCACUAAAGCCAAAUAUAAUUAUUUCUAUUUAGUUAUCACUAUUAUGUUUCUUUAUGUUUAGAAACUGCUGUCUUACUCCUACUCACCGUACUUUAUCCAAUUUUAAAGGCCUUAUAGUUGGGAAGAGCAGUCCUCAAAUAGAUUGAUGAUCUUUCUAUACGGUCUGCUACACGUUUUUCAGUUUUCUUUUGGGAAUCAACUAAUAGGAAGCUAGGGACUUUUUCGCUCAGGCUAUUUUUGUAUCUCGAAGGGUAGGAUAGCAUAUAUUCCACACAAAUAUACAUCCAGGACAUAUCUGUUGAAUACUACAGCGGUUAUAAUAAUGAUGAUUAUAAUUAUCUUCACAAUAAAUAAAAUGUAAAUUAUAAAGCUUUCAACACGACGUCCGGUCUUCAUUCACGCGACACUCGAUCGAUAUUAUAAAUAAUUUAAUAAAUUGUUCUUAUUUG
This is a messenger RNA of Bombyx mori (domestic silkworm), 2039 nucleotides long. RefSeq lists its product as uncharacterized. NCBI's taxonomy places the organism in Eukaryota, Metazoa, Arthropoda, Insecta, Lepidoptera, Bombycidae. The record is from RefSeq and is a predicted model, not a curated record. Bases 471 to 1589 code for a protein of 372 amino acids. The transcript has 3 exons.